Molecule: messenger RNA, 3092 nt
Organism: Acanthopagrus latus (yellowfin seabream)
Lineage: Eukaryota; Metazoa; Chordata; Actinopteri; Spariformes; Sparidae
Gene: lsg1
Product: large 60S subunit nuclear export GTPase 1
Exons: 14
Coding region: 315-2237 (640 amino acids)
Biological process (GO): ribosomal subunit export from nucleus
Cellular component (GO): cytosol
Molecular function (GO): GTPase activity; GTP binding
Source: RefSeq, a predicted model, not a curated record
AAGUGGACGGUACCAUAACAGCGUCGUUUAAAUUGCUUAGAAGAAAGCAGACAUUAGCUCAUAUUCGUAGAUGUGACGUUCAUAAAUUACAUUAAACUCACAACCAAUUCAGCUAAAGGAAGGCCGUGAAUAAAUAUCUAAGUAUUUGACGUCGAUUCUUCCGGAUUAGAUGAAACUCGAUUGGUUUGUCCCACUUCCGGUUCUUGCGACAACAACGCAGUGCACAUGGGGUACGGACUCUAGCUAGCAUCAGAUAGCGUUUUACAUUUUGUGAGAUAUUUUAACAGAGGACUUUAGUGACAACAUCAGAAGUUAUGGGCAAGAAGAAGGCCGGCGGAGGAGUCGGACUGGGCCGAGCUCUGAUAAAAGAGAGACUUCAGGCAGGCCGAGGAAACAAGAGAGGCGACUCAUGGCUCCACACCAGUGAGCUGAAUGAUGGCUAUGACUGGGGGAGGCUGAACCUGCAGUCAGUGACAGAACAGAGCUCCAUGGAUGACUUUCUGGCCACUGCCGAACUGGCUGGAACAGAAUUUGUUGCAGAAAAACUCAACAUCAAGUUUGUGCCAGUGGAAGCUAGAGCAGGUUUGUUAACAGCUGAGGAGAAAUCCAGGCUGGCAACGCUGCAUGAAGAGAACAAGCAUUUCCUCAGAAUUCCACGGCGCCCCCACUGGGAUGAGAGCACCAGUCCAGAGGCGCUUCAGCAAGCAGAGAAAGACAGCUUCUUGGAGUGGAGACGAGAGCUUGCCGAGCUGGAAGAGGAACAGAAGUUAAUUCUCACCCCAUUCGAGAGGAAUCUGGAGUUCUGGAGACAACUGUGGAGAGUGAUCGAGAGGAGUGAUGUCGUCAUUCAAAUUGUUGAUGCCAGAAAUCCUUUGCUGUUCAGAUGUCCUGACCUGGAGUUGUACGUAAAGGAAGUGUCAAAGCAUAAGGUAAAUAUGCUGCUGGUGAAUAAGGCAGACCUGUUGACCAGGGAACAGAGGCGGGCCUGGGCCAGACACUUCCAGAAAGAGGGGCUGAGGGCAGUUUUCUGGUCUGCCCUGGCUGAGGGCAACAGACUGGAUGCAGAAGAAAAGGGCAUGGAAGUGGACGAUCCAGAGUUUGGAGAAAGCGAGCCAGAAGAUGAAGGACAGCCAGACAACGAAGAUGUGACCGAAAAGGGGGCACACAGAGAUGAAGAGGUGAAGGCAGAAGAGGAGGUGGGGGAUGAAGAGAGUGGUACAGAGGAAGAGGAGCAGGAGAAGAUAUCUGUAGAAGAGGAGGACUGGUACACCUGCUCAGAAGACGAGCAUGAGGAAGAGAAAGGGACUGCUCGUUCAUCCGGGGAAGCCACCUUCUACAACUCCAGCCGUCUGCUGCAUAAGGAUGAGCUGCUGGAAGUGUUUAAGGCUGCUCACAACGGGCAGAAAUGUAAAGAUGGACAACUGACAGUCGGACUGGUCGGUUAUCCAAAUGUUGGUAAGAGUUCUACCAUCAACACUAUUCUAAGGAACAAGAAGGUUUCCGUUUCAGCCACUCCGGGACACACUAAGCACUUUCAGACUCUGUACGUGGAGCCAGGUCUGUGCCUCUGUGACUGCCCGGGUCUGGUGAUGCCCUCCUUUGUUUCUACCAAAGCUGAGAUGAUCUGCUCUGGGAUCUUGCCCAUCGACCAGAUGAGAGAUCACGUACCUGCAGUCUCACUUAUAUGUCAGACGAUCCCUCGGCACGUGUUAGAGGGCACCUAUGGCAUCAACAUCAUCCGACCACGAGAAGACGAAGACCCUGACCGGCACCCAACUUACGAGGAGUUGUUGAUGGCUUAUGGAUACAUGAGAGGCUUCAUGACGUCUCAUGGCCAGCCCGAUCAGUCCAGAUCAGCCCGGUACAUCCUGAAGGAUUAUGUCAACGGAAAGCUUCUGUACUGCCACCCCCCUCCACAUAUUAAAGCUGAAGACUUCCAGCCGCAGCACAACAAGUUCCUGAAAAAAGACUUGGACUGCUGUGACCUCUCCUCAACAACAAGCAAUAAGAAAAUCAAGAGAAUUGAAAAUGUAGUCGACAAGAACUUCUUCCAUCAGGAGAAUGUACGGGCGCUCUCCAAGGGGGUUCAGUCUGUCAUGGGCUACAAGCCAGGCAGUGGACCUGUCGGCCCAGGAAAAGCUGGAUCAGAAGCAGCGCCGGGAAAACCCUGGAAGAAACACGGCAACAGGAACAAGAAAGAGAAAGUACGCCGUCUGAACAAACAUCUGGACGCCUGAGGUUGAUCUGAAAUCAGAACACUUUUAAUCACAGAUCAUUUCAGCUGGAAUGGAAAAAACCCCUCAAGUACAGUUCAUGUGAUUCCAAAGGAAUUAAUGUGGAGCAGUAUCUGUAGGUAGAUUCAGGACCUUUAAUCCCAUGUGGAGUAUGGCGUGUCAGGCUGUGUUGAUUUUAACGAAUGAAGCGCAUAAUAAUGUCCUGCACCACUCUGUUAGAAAAUCAUAUCGGUGCAAAGCAUUCCAUCAACCGGAUCAGCAAUUCCUCACCGGGUCUCAGCAUGAUCUCCGAAUUUUAUAAAACAUUGAAAAGGACAUUUUCAGUCUGUAUUUAGAAGUCACUUUGAAAGACACAACAUUUUUGUUAAAAAAGAUAUAUUAUUGUGUUUUUCUGCAUAUACAGUUGAGAUGAAAUAAUAAAUUUUCAUAUUGGUGUUUCCCUUUACAUGUGUAUUUCCAAAUGUUUGGAAUGCCAUGUUGAAGUUAUCAACCUACAGGGGCACAUAGAUUCAUUUUGUGGUUAUUUUCUUCAAGAGCCUUAUUUGCUGCAGUUUUGGGGUAGAUAAAUUCACAUUAAUCAAUAUUUUUAUGUCAAAAUUUAAUGAUACGGCUGUCAUUUCAAGCAAUAUGAUGUUUGCUAUUUUGUUGGAUCUGGUUAAUUACAUAAUGUUGCUUUGAAAAUUCACCAAAAUUAAAUCUGAAGAUGUAAAAAAGUGUAUGAAUUGUAGAGAUAGCCGAAAAAUAAGAGGUGCUGCAGUCGUUAAACAUCUAGAUUUGAUCUGAAUAUUGUCCUUUUGUUGAUGUUUGGACCUUUCUGUUGAAUAAAUGUAUCCCCAAGAGGAGUGUAUUGUAUAUGAA